Molecule: messenger RNA, 1868 nt
Organism: Notolabrus celidotus (New Zealand spotty)
Lineage: Eukaryota; Metazoa; Chordata; Actinopteri; Labriformes; Labridae
Gene: pou2f3
Product: POU class 2 homeobox 3
Exons: 12
Coding region: 45-1238 (397 amino acids)
Biological process (GO): regulation of transcription by RNA polymerase II
Cellular component (GO): nucleus
Molecular function (GO): DNA-binding transcription factor activity, RNA polymerase II-specific; RNA polymerase II cis-regulatory region sequence-specific DNA binding
Source: RefSeq, a predicted model, not a curated record
AUCCUGUAGGAAAAUCAGCUAUAUUUAUCAUUACAGAUAUUAAGAUGAGCGCAGACACGGUGGAGCAGUUGGACGCUCCAGCUGAUCAGGCAGAGCAUAACGGGAUCGACUUCAGUCGACAGAUUAAGAGAGAGGAUAUCAACGACUCACCUCAUUCAAUCUCCACACUGAAGACAUGUCCCCUCACACAGAGCUCUUUGAUGCCUGGAGGUCAGCUGACUGGGGAGCUCACCUCUCUCCACACCAUGCAGCAGCUGGUUCUGAUGCCACCGUCUCACCUGUCGUCUCCCUCCCCCUUCCUGCUGUCACAGAGCCCCACCAGCCACCAAGCUCUCCUGCAGCAGAACCUGCUGUCCCUCCCUAGUCAGAGUCAAUCAAGUCUCCUCCAGCAUCAGCCUGGACUGGCUCUGACUCCACAGGUUAUGAGUCGCUCUGGUCUGGCAGGACCGUCUAUGGAGACCCACAUGGACAUGUCCCACCUGCAGAUGCCCAAACUCAUGUCAGUCCCACCACAGGAGGAACCCAGUGAUCUGGAGGAGCUGGAGCAGUUUGCCAAAGCAUUCAAACAAAGACGCAUCAAACUGGGGUUCACUCAGGGAGAUGUGGGCCUUGCAAUGGGAAAACUGUACGGGAAUGACUUCAGCCAGACUACAAUCUCUCGCUUUGAGGCUCUCAACCUGAGUUUCAAAAACAUGUGCAAGCUCAAACCUCUGCUGGAGAAAUGGCUGAGUGACGCAGAAAACUCGCCCUCUGACUCGAUGAGCAGCAGCACCUCCCUGCCUCCUCUGAUAGAGGGCUACGGACGCAAACGGAAAAAGAGAACGAGCAUUGAAACCAACAUCAAGAUGACUUUGGAGAAGCGUUUCCAUGACAACCCCAAGCCCAACUCAGAGGAGAUAACUCUGAUCUCAGAGCAGCUGUCCAUGGAGAAGGAAGUGGUCCGGGUUUGGUUUUGUAACCGGCGUCAGAAGGAGAAGAGGAUCUACUGCCCGGUGUCGAGCUUAUCGGUGAAGUCACACAGCUAUAACUCCAGAAUGGCUUCAUCAUCCAGACCCUACAGCCCCCUGGCUUCAGGUGGAGUUUCAUCAAAUUCCUCUCCAAACAGCUUAAGUCGUGAAGCUUCUCCCAACAGUCUGUCCGCAGCCGCCGUCUCUUUAUCGUCUCAGGUCAACGCGGCUUCAUACAGCUCACCAGGGUCUUGGUACCGCGCAUGGACUCCAGCCACCUAUCAUCACUGAAAAACACGAACUGUAUCAUAUAAGGAUUUUUUUUGUGUGCGUGAGAAGGAUUUAAUCUUUAACAAGAUACAACGGAGUAUCGCAAUGUCCCUGUUGUGAACAGGGUUCCUACUACAUGCUCAAAACCAUAGAAGGAAACAGAACAGCAGCACACAACACACUGCUGUAAACAAACACUCUCGUGCACAAGUCCAAACAGCCCCCAGCUGUUUGAUCUGUGCUCAUGUGACUCUUUACACUAAACAUGCUAAACAGAUAGAAAAGCACACAGAUGACAGUUUAACUCUGGUGGGAAUUUGACAUGACUCAGGUAAUCUGUCUUAAUGUUUCAAGCAGUUCUUUACACAAAGUUUAUGCUGCACCUCAAUGUUCUUGUUCAUAGCUGUUAUGUGUAUUGAUAAUCAAAUAGUUAGAGUUGUGUGUCGUGAAUUUGCUGCGAUCUUUAAUUAUGUACUGCUAGCCUGUAUAAAUAAAUAAGCAGUCAAAACAGAGGGACUUACAUCUUACAUCCUUUGCUGGUGCAAGUUGCACCUUUCAUUGAAAUCUUGUAUCAGCGAACAGAACAGGUUUGGAUUUGGUUAUUUAUUUUUCUAUCUGUAGAUCUGUUUUAUUAAAACGUGGGUUAUGUCA